Messenger RNA from Syngnathus typhle (broad-nosed pipefish), 1038 nucleotides. Its product is annotated as olfactory receptor 52B2-like. Gene Ontology annotation, cellular component: membrane. Bases 100 to 1038 code for a protein of 312 amino acids. The transcript has a single exon. Gene Ontology annotation, molecular function: G protein-coupled receptor activity; olfactory receptor activity. The record is from RefSeq and is a predicted model, not a curated record. Gene Ontology annotation, biological process: G protein-coupled receptor signaling pathway. Lineage: Eukaryota; Metazoa; Chordata; Actinopteri; Syngnathiformes; Syngnathidae.
GUGGGACGCUGAUGUCACCGGUUGGUUCAUGGUUGGCAUUAAAAGCACAAGAAGCAGGGAGGCACUCCUCCAUUCCUCACGCUCCUCCCGUACGCCAAAAUGUCCAACGGGUCUUUGGGCUUGACGCCCUACGUGAGCCUGGACACGUUUGUCAUCCCGCCGGGAGCCAAGUACCCCAUCUUCUUCGCGGGCCUCCUCCUCUACCUGUUCUGCGUCUCGUGCAAUGCGACGCUGCUGGGCGUGAUUGCGCUUCGCCGCAACCUGCACAAGCCCGUCUACUUCAUCCUGCUCAGCCUGCCGCUCAACGACCUGAUGGGCAUCACGGCCAUGCUGCCCAAGGUGCUGUCGGGCGUGCUGAGCGAGAGCAACCGCAUGGCGUACCCGUUGUGCGUGCUGCAGGCCUUCCUGCUGCACCUCUACGGCGGCGGCAUCCUCUUCAUCCUGGCCGCCAUGUCCUUCGACCGCUACGUGGCCAUCUGCAUGCCGCUGCGCUACAGUGCCGUGGUGACGCCCAGGGUGGUGGUCGGCGUGGUCACCCUGGUGUGGGCCUUGGACUUCGCCCUGAUCACGUUGCUGUUCUCCUUGCAGAGCAGACUGCCGCGCUGCCGCUCGGCGGUGGCCAACGUCUUCUGCGACAACCCCUCGCUGCUCAAGCUCACGUGCGGCGACACGUCCGUCAACGACGUGGUGGGGCUGGUGAACACGGCCGUCAUGCAGGCCCUCAGCGUGUCCGUCCAGGCCUUCUCCUACACCAGGAUCCUGAUCACCUGCAUGGUGACCAGGCACAGCGACGCCAAGAAGAAGGCGGUCAACACGUGCGUGGCUCAGCUGCUCAUCCUGGUCAUCUUUGAGAUCGUGGGCACCUUCACCAUCUUGUCGCACAGGUUCCGGAGCGUACCGCGUGACGUGCAGAAGAUCAUGGGCGUGCUGAUAUUUCUCAUCUCGCCGCUCCUCAACCCGCUGGUCUACGGGCUGUACACCAGCGAAAUACGAAACACGCUGCUCAGGGUUUGGAGAAACCGAGUCAGAGGCUUCUAG